AUGCUCUCGGGUCCUGGGACCAGGGGAGCGCUCCACGGAACCCAGGUCUCAGCUGAGCUGGACGAGGCAGGGACCAGGGGAGCGCUCCACGGAACCCGGGUCUCGGCUGAGCUGGACGAGGCGGGGACCAGGGGAGCGCUCCACGGAACCCGGGUCUCGGCUGAGCUGAACGAGGGCGGGACCAGGGGAGCACUCCACAGAACCCGGGUCUCAGCUGAGCUGGACGAGGCGGGGACCGGGAAGAGGCUGCAGCCUGUCCCCCAGGAGGAGAGUGCAGCCAGCCUCCUCCCCGCCACCGUCCUCCCCCCUCCUCCCAGCACCCCUCCACACCCCCCGCCCCAUUGGAGACCGACAAUCACUCACCUCCUGAUAACGGCACAAUCCCACAAUAGCUGA
Rangifer tarandus platyrhynchus (Svalbard reindeer) is the source of this 396-nucleotide messenger RNA. Lineage: Eukaryota; Metazoa; Chordata; Mammalia; Artiodactyla; Cervidae. The record is from the annotation of a GenBank genome assembly.